Salvelinus sp. IW2-2015 is the source of this 3359-nucleotide messenger RNA. NCBI's taxonomy places the organism in Eukaryota, Metazoa, Chordata, Actinopteri, Salmoniformes, Salmonidae. The record is from RefSeq and is a predicted model, not a curated record.
GCCCCAGCUCCUAGAGAGUUUCUCAGAAAACAGGGUGGAGGAGUUUCUCUAGCCCUUUAAAUGGCUGACUGGCACUUUAGCUCACACUGUUUUCUCACACUUUCUUAUAUUUGGAUUUUCAGUUUUGUACGUGUUGAGAACAAGUUCAUGGUUGUAGCAGAGAGUCUUGGAAUGUAGCUGAGCUGACUAUUUGGACAGGGUCGUCAUCAGUUGUGGUAUGUGGAGAGAGGCUGGAUGAAGUAUUUCUUGAGUCCUCAGCUGAAGAAAGUGGYUGACUUUCUGUAUUCUGUGUCAUUUGUUUUGCACCACCUCAUGGUACAACUACAACGCUAACGGGAUGUCCCAUUUUGAACGCUCAGAGAGGGGGGGACGACAAGGUCACUGGAGGAGAAGGCAGCAUCACUGGAAUGGACCGGAUCACUUCCACAAUGACAACAGGGGUCCAGUGUUCCAGCAGUAUGAUGGUUAUGCUGGCCCUGUGGGGUUCAGGGUAGGCCCCCGGCCUUUUCCUCCUGUAGGGAGACACAAUGGACACACAGGGGCGCUGGACGAGCUCACACUCAAACAUAUGGCCCAGGACUGCAGCUCAGUGAAAAACCAGCUGCUUACACUCAAGAGUUUAUUACAGAUGGAGGACGGUGGCCCAGAGGUUGUUGGGGGCAGUGAAGAGGAUAACAGCAUGACCCUACAGUUGGAGGAGCUAAUGAAGGAGGUGUGGAAGCUCAGGGAGGAGCUGAGGAAUAAGGAGAGGACAAUCGCUCAGCUGACACUACAGCAACAGCAGCUACAGCAACAGGGGCCUGCUCAUGCUGCUCAGUCCGGGAGGUGUCACUGCCACCAGAGGUCACCGUCACUCGGGGGGGACAGACGAACGCACCACGACAAAGCCACACAGACCUCAUGGAGAGGACAAGGACACAGCCAAGCCCCACAAAUACAGCCUUCCAGCCCCAGCCACCACGAGCACCUCACCCAAGAAAGACUAGUAAAAACAGCCCACACCGAGGGCCACAGUGACCCCCAGAGAGGGRGGAGGACCAGGGGAGAUGGAUCCCACUGCACAGACUCUGACACACCCACUGGAAGCCCGGCCAUGGGUGUGGACACUCCACCAGUGCCUUACCCAGAUGAAUUGAGUGUGCUGCUUAGCACCCAGCUCAACAACCAUGUCAGAGAGGGUCCUGGAACCAGCCCCAGUCCCACCCAGGGGCUUGCUGCAGCCAGCAGACCAACACCAGGAGCUCUGUCCAGGCCAGAGGGAGGGCAGCAAGCCUCUCCAUUGGGGCCACAGGGCCCUGGCUGCCCUCGCAUCCUGCAGCCGCCACGCCUCCACAAGCGUGUGUCCAUCCCGGCUCUGCCUCAUGGGGGCACUAAUGGCUCUCUUCUUCGAUCGGGGUCUUCAGCGCUGCUGGCCAACCACAGGACCAAGCAGCUGCCGCCUCCCUCCAGGGGCUUGCCCUGCUUCAACUCUGGUCCCCAGGCGGUGAGCCCGUCUCUGGACCAUGGGGUGCUCGCUAAGCCCCGGGCUCUGGGGGUCAGGAGGGAACUUGGGAGAACCAGCCCUCCUAGCCCUAGUCUGGAAAGGCCRGACCUGGGACUGCUCAGAGCCAGAGUCCUGGUUCCCCCCAGCCUCUCAUUCAUCCCCAUGCCAAAAAUCCACUGAAGAGUUCACAUAAUCAAACAUGACAUGUUAUAUACUGUAUAACAUCCCUCCUCUUCCACCUGCUCAUUGUUCCUGCUCACCAUGUGUGUGUCCAUGUGUGCCAACAGCUCCUUAUGGACAUUCAGGAACUGCCCUUAACUAUUGUUUGAACUUCUGCUGAACUGAACAGAAUAUGUAGCAUAGUCCUGUCUUAAAAUUUACAAAAUGCAAAGGUACAGUGCACAUCUAUUCAAAAUGGCUCCCACAGGUUAUGACUGAGAUACACUGAAGGACUGUUUUAUCCUUUAUAAAAUGUCCAGUCACUUGCUUGGCAGCCUUUAAUUGCACAUUGUCUUAUGCAGAAAAAGAAUGACUAACAAUCAUAGUUUCUCUUUGCUAAUCUCUCACAUGUACUGUACAUGUUUUUUUAAAGAAUGUUCCACUCAACUCUAUUCAAACUCACAUGGGUCCUUCCAUUGAAACAGCAGCACAUGGUUUGACUACAGGCUUACAUGACCUCAGAAAUGUUCAAUUCCUCCCAGAGCGUAAAAAAUAGAAUGAAAGAAAAAAAGCAGAUUGGGGAAAGAAAUACAGAGUGGAGUUUUCUGCUUAAACAGGGAAAUGGGUUGAAAGAACAAUCAUUCACUAGAAAGUUUCAAGUAUUUCCUCUAGAAUAUGUCCUUCCACUAAACUCCCUGAUGUACCUCUUUCAGACCAAGUGACAGGUACCACUAAACUCCCUGAUGUACCUCUUUCAGACCAAGUGACAGGCACCACUAAACUCCCUGAUGUACCUCUUUCAGACCAAGUGACAGGUACCACUAAACUCCCAGAUGUACCUCUUUCAGACCAAGUGACAGGUACCACUAAACUCCCUGAUGUACCUCUUUCAGACCAAGUGACAGGCACCACUAAACUCCCUUAUGUACCUCUUUCAGACCAAGGGGCAUGCACCACUAAACUCACAGUGAACUCCUGAACACUGAGUAACAUAGGUUUACCAUAUAGUAUCUACUAGAUAGUUUUGGUUCGGUAAUGGACUGAUUAAGACAACAUUAUUGAACAUCACUUCAUUACAUUUAGGCUACUUUAGAUACUAUCAUUUAAAUAUUUAGCACCCAUAAUUCGACCACAAAGGAUUAAGAUCACUUUUUUUUUAAAGUGUGCACAUACAGUCACACGAGGAAUCUUUGCUCAAGCAUAAACACAAUUACAACUCUCGCACAACUCUCCUGAAUAAAACACAGUUCAUCUUGUAGUCCUGUUCCACCUCUGAGGAAAGAUGUUGGGGCACUAAUUMGGACUGUACUGUAUGUGAGUGAGUGUGCAAGUUUGUGUGUCUGUCUGUUGCUCCUCCUUUCCUCUGUGAGGUUUUAGUGUGUUUUGAGUUAUAAGGGCUUAGUUCAGUUUGAGGAUUUGAGGAGUUUGAGGGUUGUGUUUAUCUCCUUUUCAGAACAGUGGUUAAUGUUUGGAUGCCUCUAGAAAUGGAGAGUGUGUUAAAUGGUUUCUGAUAGAGACUAUGGCAGCUUCCAUGCAUGGGGGCUAUGGCUGUAGGUUUAUGACUGUGUCACUCUCUGUUUUACAGUACCCAAUAAUACAUACUACACAUGCACACAUGGAAAAAAAAGCAUACACACAAUUCUGGAGAGUCCCCAGGGACAUUGAUCCAUCUGUCCCCUACAGCAAAACAAGAUGGCUGCCUGUGUGUGUGGGUGUG